AUGGAGACCGGUUUCAAAGGCAGUCAUUUUACUUGGUGGAAUGGUAGAGGAGGCUCAGACGGCAUCUUUGAGAGGUUGGAUAGAGUUUUCAUUAAUCAACAAUUUCAGCAAUGGUUUGCACAGGUAGAAGUUGAACAUCUCACAAGGACAGGUUCAGACCAUGCUUCUUUGUUCAUUACUUUGGAAGAACAAAGUCAGGCAUAUAUUAGACAAUUCAGAUUUCUGAAGUUUUGGACUGAGCAUCAAGCAUGGAGCAAAGAAGUUUAUGGAGAUAUUUUCAAGCAGCUGAUUAUUAGAGAAGAAAUUGUGAGGAUCAAAGAAAAACUAUUUGAAGAGGAUCCUUCUUGCAACAGAACGGUGCUACAACAAGCACAGGCUGAACUAAAGAAGUAUUUGCAUUUUGAAGAAGAAAUCUGGAGACAGAAGGCUAAUGUAGAAGAUGCUACUCAAGUGGCUGUGGAGGCUGAAGAAUUUUUCAAAAAACAGUUUUCUCAGGAGCAAGAAGCUACAGAUUUUAGUUUACUUAACCAUGUUCCUUCAUUGGUGACUGUUGGUAAUUUGGCAACACUUCCUAAUGAAAGUUGUAGAUCUUUGAAAUGCCUUUCCAACAGUAGGUCGCCCAGCUCCAAUGGAGCUCUGUGCUAG
This is a messenger RNA of Lycium ferocissimum, 645 nucleotides long. RefSeq lists its product as uncharacterized. Bases 1 to 645 code for a protein of 214 amino acids. The record is from RefSeq and is a predicted model, not a curated record. NCBI's taxonomy places the organism in Eukaryota, Viridiplantae, Streptophyta, Magnoliopsida, Solanales, Solanaceae. The transcript is spliced from 4 exons.